AUGAGAGCCACAGAGGCUUCCCUCCCUAUGCUCAAUACCACAGACAGCCUGCAGGAGGGAGAAAUGGGUAAAAAUCUCUCAGCAAAAUGUCUCAGAAAUGUCUUCCCCGAGUCUCCUGCUAAGCUUUACAGCUGCUUUGCAGUGAUGGUGGUCUUUACUGUAGUUGUAAUUGUUACUUUUGUGGCUUUGUCAGUAAGACCUACAGAACAGAUCUCAAUCAAAAAUAGUGCCUAUGCUGCUUGCCCAAAAAAAUGGAUUGGAGUUGGAAAUAAAUGUUUUUAUUUUUCUGAACACUCAAGUAACUGGACAUCCAGCCAGGACUUCUGCAUGGCACAAGGGGCCCAGCUAGCUCGAAUUGACAACCAGGAGGAGCUGAAUUUCCUAAAGAGAUACAAUAGGUCAUCUAGCUACUGGAUCAGUCUGCACAGAGAAUCGUCAAAGCACCUUUGGAGGUGGACAGAUAACACUGAGUAUAACAACUGGGUUCCCAUCCAUGGAGAUGAAACACAUGGCUUCCUGAGUGACAGGAUCAGCAGUGGCAAAAGCUAUAUACCUAGGAAGUGGAUUUGUAGCAAAACUGCUAAUUAUGUAAUUCAGCACUUAACUGAAGCUUUUGCUAUCAUGGGAGUUUCUAUGAUUAUUAAAAGAGAUGAUGAUCUAGCCUGUCUUGUUGGUUGGUGGUAUGUCAUCAGAGAGACUGAAGAAGGUGCCUACCUCAAUAAUAAAGGAAUCAGAGGUGCCAGGAUCAACACAGAGAAGAAAUAG
Molecule: messenger RNA, 765 nt
Organism: Arvicanthis niloticus (Nile rat)
Lineage: Eukaryota; Metazoa; Chordata; Mammalia; Rodentia; Muridae
Source: RefSeq, a predicted model, not a curated record